GUUUAACGAAAUUAGGGCUUGUUUUCUCCACCGCGUGCACGGUCUGAUCAUCUGCCCCCGAUGUUUCCGAGACACGGUAAAUUGCAGAAACAAAAAUCUGGUGUUCGUAGCAGUUUCUUGUGUUUUUUUGGUGAUCAUAUGGUUGCAGUUUCUCGAAUUAGUACAACCUUACACUCGGAAACUGCGUUUGCUUUAGUCAAUCAGUCAAUCAAAAAGUUAUAGAGCUCCAACUUGGAAUCUUCUCUCUCUCAUCAUAUAAGUUCAGAGAGUUGUAAACUACAUCUCCAUGGCAUUCUUUGCCACUGAACUAGAUUAUACUCUCUUUCAUCUCAGAAAGCAUUUAUCGGAUUUCUGUCCUGUUUCAUCAGAGCAAGGAGAUCAUUGAGUCUUCGUGUUGUUUGGGUUUUUUAUUUGAAACAAAUAUAAUUUGUCUGAUUUUGGUGUUGGGUAUUAUUUUAUACUCAUGGCAGUGGAUUUAGUCGGAGGGGGUACUUUUAGAGUAGCAUUUCAAAUGCUAUUUGAUGCUGUUAUAGCAGUGAAGAAGGAGACUACCAUGUUUAAAUCUAUGCUUGGAGAUAUCAAAUCCACACUGGACUCUUUACAGCCGGUGAUCAAAGAGAGAGAAAAAUAUGACUCAAAGGAGGGGCUAGAAAAUUUUGCAAUGCAGAUGGAGGAGGGGGUAAAGCUUGUUUACAAAUGCAGCAAGGUUGGUGUGUGGAGCUGGUGCAGAAAAUACAGAUACACCAGAAAGCUUGAUGAAUUGGAUAAAUGUCUUCAAAGACUAGUGGAGGUGUUGAAAGUGCAGGGCAUAAGGGAUGUCAAGGAGACCUUGGUUUCUUUGAGGAAUAUAGAGACGGUGCUGCAUCGAAUUGAAGGGAACUUGGUGAUGCAAAACCAACCUGAAAAAAUCAAUGGUUGGUCUUCAGUGCCUGAAUCUCCGCCGGUUACAGUUGGGUUGGAUGUGCCAUUGAAAGAAUUGAAGAUACAGCUUCUUAAGGAUGAUGUGUCAAUGCUUGUGCUGACUGCUGCUGGUGGAUGUGGGAAAACCACAUUGGCAAAAAAGUUUUGUCAAGAUCAGGAAGUUAAAGAUAAAUUCAAGAACAAUAUCUUCUUCGUCACUCUUUCAAAAAAGCCCAACUUGGACCUUGUUGUACAUGAGCUAUAUCAACGCAAGGGUUCCCAGGUGCCUGCUUUCGAAAAUGAAGUAACUGCAGUUUACUGGUUGCAACUAUUUCUGAAGGAAACAUCACAAAAUUCUGUACUGUUUGUCCUGGAUGAUGUUUGGUCAGGAUCAGAGUCCCUACUUGAGAAGUUUGAUGAAUUCAAAAUGACAAAUUACAAAGUUUUGGUCACAUCAAGAUUUGCAUUUCCAAGAUUUGGUUCUUCAUAUCGUUUGGAAUUCUUGAAUGAUGAAGAUGCAAUGGCUCUUUUUCAUCAUUCAGCAUUUUUGGAGGAUAAGAGCUCUUAUGCUCGGGAAGAUCUUUCGAGAAAGAUAGUAGAGCUAUGUAAGGGAUUUCCACUUGCGAUUACAGCUGUUGGAAGAUCACUUCGCGGCCAACCUAUAGAGAUCUGGCGAAAAAGAGUAAUGGAAUGGUCUAAAGGUUCUUCUAUACUUGCAUCAAACAAUGAUUUGCUUGCUUGCCUCAAAAGCAGCAUAGAUGCCUUGGAUAAAGAAAAGCCUACCCUCAAGGAAUGUUUCCUUGACCUUUGCUCAUUUCCUAAAGAUCAAAGGAUCUCUGCUGCCACCCUCAUAGAUAUGUGGGCAGAGUUAUAUGGCCUAGACGAACCUAAUCUGUCCAUUGCAAACCUCUACGAACUAACCACCCAGAGUUUAGCCAAUCUUAUAGCCACAAGGAAUGAGUGGGAGGCUGAUGGCUAUUACACUGAACACUUUGUUACUCAGCAUGAUAUGCUUAGAGAGUUGGCUAUCCAUCAGGCGAGCCAGGACCCAAUAGGACAGAGAAAAAGACUGAUUAUAGACAUACGUGGAGAUAAUCUUCCUAACUGGCUGACAGAGGCAAAGCAUCAGCCCAUGCAGGCUCGACUAUUAUCUAUCUUAACUGAUGGAGCCUUCUCAAAAAAAUGGCCAAACAUGCAACUACCAAAAGCAGAGGUUCUAGUUUUAAAUUUUGAAACAAACAGCUACGACUUACCCGAAUUUGUGAAGAAAAUGGAUAAAUUAAAGGUUCUAAUAGUCACAAAUUUCAGUUUCUUACCUGCUGAAUUAAAUAAUUUUCAACUACUUGGUUCAUCAUCAAAUCUGAAGAGAAUUAGAUUGGAACGCAUUUCAAUUCCUUCAAUAAGCAAGAACAUCAAACAGUUGGAAAGUGUACAGAAGAUAUCUUUGUUCAUGUGUAGCAUCGGUCAAGCUUUUGGUAAAGGUUCCAUCAACAUUUUAGAUGCAUUGCCAAAUCUAGGCGAAAUGGACAUAGAUUGUUGCCAUGAGCUGGUGGAGUUGCCUGUCGAGGUUUGUGAUCUCAUUCGCCUUAAGAAGCUUAGCAUCACUAACUGUCAUAACCUAUCCGCCUUGCCUGAAAAGAUCGGAAAGUUACUCAGUUUGGAAGUGUUGAGGCUUAGGUCUUGUACAGACUUGUUAGAGUUGCCAAGCUCGAUUAGGAACCUCAAAAAGUUAAAAUUUCUUGACAUAUCCUAUUGCUUUAGCAUUAAGCAGUUGCCUGAACACAUUGGUGAGAUUUGCAGUUUAAAAAAGCUCAACAUGAGACAAUGCUCAAGAUUGCAAGAUCUUCCUGCAUCAGUUUUGGACCUUGAGCAGUUGAAGGAUGUGAUAUGUGAUGAAGAGACAGAACUUUUAUGGGAACCCUUCUUACCCUUUCUCAAAAACAUACACAUAAAGGUGGUCAAAGAAGAUAACAACCUAAAUUGGCUCCACAAGCUUCGAUCUUGAUAUAAUAUUAUGAGGGAUGCUCCACCCUCCCAACAUCAUGACCGGCCAUUUGGCUCAAGGGGAAAUUUUCCAGAGCUAUGGAAGAUUAUAUGGAAGUCCAACCUGAUUCCCAAACUCAAGAAUUUUCUAUGGAGGAUGGUUAGAGGCUGUUUGCCGACUUUGGAGGGCUUAUUUAGGAGACACUUGGGAGCCAGCCCUUUAUGCCCUUUGUGUCCUGAGUGGCCGGAAUCAAAGGAGCAUUUGUUCUUAUUGUGUGACUGGGUGCAAUAUGUUUGGUUUGGUGGCCCAUUAAAUUACAGAGUUGACCGUCAAAGCAUAGCCUGUAUGGUAGAGUGGCUACUCAGUGUUUUGGGGAAUCAAAAUCAAAAUAAGCAAGAAAGGAUUGGGGAUUCUUGCUUUGAUUGCAUAUACAUGUUGGAUUAUCUGGUGCAGCUGGUGUGAUGCAGUUUUUGAAGGUAAGCCUGUACGCCCAAAUCAAUCUCUAGUGAGAAUUAGACAAAUGCUUGGGGAAUUCCACUUUGCGUCAAGCCCUGUGACUACUCCGCUGAUGGUGCGUGCUCCCUCUAGUGUAACAUCUGAGGAUACUCGGUCUCUGCCUCCCCAUAGAUGGUGCAAGGUUAACGUUGAUGCAAGUUGGGAUAAAGUCUCCGUGAAAUCUGGUUUGGGUGGUGUGGUUCGAUAUGAAGAUGGCAAUUUUUUGGGAGGUUAUGAAGGGUUUAGACUGACGGCCUCUGUGCUUGAGGCGGAGGCUCAUUCUGCGUUAAAAGGAAUUUCUUUGGCUGCUGAUUUGGGUGCCACUUGCAUCAUCAUUGAGACAGACUCGAAGGAGCUGGUUCAAAAUGUCAAUGGCGGAAUUGGCAGGAGUGUGUGGUCUAUUUAUCCUAUCCUUUUUGCUAUUAGAAAUCGUUGUAACCAGUUCAACUUCUGUAAUUGGCGGUGGAUCCCUCAUCGGUUAAAUGGUUUAGAUGAUUCAAUUGCGGCAAAUGCUAGGAGGGGGAUGCGCGAGGAAGUCUGGAUUCACAGACCCCCAUCAUCCCUGGUUUUUGAUCUGUAGGCGGAUGGAUUACCUUGUCCUCCAAGAUCGUAGGUUGUUGUUGGUUAGAGGCUGACGUGCAUCCUUUGGUGGCGUCCUAGUGGCUGGUCGUUUAACUGAGCUUCUUUGCUUGUUUUUUCUCUAGUCUGUUUGUUUUCCUUUCUCCUGGCUGUUUGGUUGAAGGAGGUGUUCCCGCCUUCCCUAUGGCUUCAUGCUGUACUGUUUUGUUUGCCUAUGUUUUAAUGAUAAUCUCUUUGCUAAAAAAAAAAAAAAAAAUGCUUCGAUCUUG
This is a messenger RNA of Prunus dulcis (almond), 4227 nucleotides long. Its product is annotated as probable disease resistance protein At5g66900. The transcript has 5 exons. Gene Ontology annotation, molecular function: ADP binding. Gene Ontology annotation, biological process: defense response to fungus. The record is from RefSeq and is a predicted model, not a curated record. Lineage: Eukaryota; Viridiplantae; Streptophyta; Magnoliopsida; Rosales; Rosaceae. Bases 464 to 2905 code for a protein of 813 amino acids.